UGUUUAAUAUUCCCUUUAAAUAUCAACACAAUCGAGACCAUUUACACAAAGCAGUUGGGCAGACAACCACAAAGGCAGUAGUCAAAUAUAGAGGGACAAGUUAUGAGGACUAUUGCAUUUAGCUCGAUGCCAUACUCAGUGAAGACGUCUUGUAUGAGAUACUUGACCUGAAUCUGCUGCACAAUUCCGUAGUCAUGAUCCAUCUGCAAACGGGUCUCCGAUGUUUAAGCAAAGAAAAGUAGAUUCUGUUCUUAGAACAAUGAACAAGCUAGGUAAGAAAGCUGAUAAUUUUGCAAACGGAGUUAGAGAACAUGUGAGACUGGCGCCAAAGAUCACUGAAACUGUGAAGGGGAAGUUGAGUUUGGGUGCAAAAAUUCUGCAAUUAGGUGGAGUGGAGAAAAUAUUCAAGCAGCUCUUUAGUGUGAGAGAAGGAGAGAAAUUGUUGAAGGCUUCUCAAUGCUAUUUGUCAACUACUGCAGGCCCGAUAGCAGGCCUCCUCUUUAUCUCCACAGAUAAGGUAGCAUUUUGCAGUGAGAGAUCACUGAAAUUCUAUUCUAAGAAUGGAGAAAUUGUUAGAGUUCAUUACAAGGUUUUGAUUCCACUUGAGAAAAUAAAGAGAGUACACCAAAGCUUAAAUAUGAAGAAGCCAUCACAAAAGUACAUGGAAAUAUGCACUGUGGACGAUUUUGACUUCUGGUUCAUGGGUUUCUUAAACUAUGAGAAGGCUUUCAAAAACCUUAAGCAGGCUAUCUCCCAGAACAUGGAUGAUGUAAAAGUCACUUACUUGUUGACUUAGAAAUCUUUAUUCUUGUUUGAUCCAAUAUCAGAUUAUGUAAAUUAAUUAAUGAAGUGAGGAAAUGUCAAUACGGAAUUAAUUGUGUAAUAUUUUUGUAAUGAAAAUAAGAUUUUCAUUUCAGCUGCCAAUGCAUUAUUUAUGUUGGCU
This is a messenger RNA of Pistacia vera, 943 nucleotides long. RefSeq names its product GEM-like protein 4. The transcript has 4 exons. NCBI's taxonomy places the organism in Eukaryota, Viridiplantae, Streptophyta, Magnoliopsida, Sapindales, Anacardiaceae. Gene Ontology annotation, biological process: steroid biosynthetic process. The record is from RefSeq and is a predicted model, not a curated record. Gene Ontology annotation, molecular function: methyltransferase activity. Bases 221 to 796 code for a protein of 191 amino acids.